Messenger RNA from Saimiri boliviensis boliviensis (Bolivian squirrel monkey), 1166 nucleotides. It is a transcript of the gene DERL2, whose product is annotated as derlin 2. The record is from RefSeq and is a predicted model, not a curated record. NCBI's taxonomy places the organism in Eukaryota, Metazoa, Chordata, Mammalia, Primates, Cebidae.
CGCGACCCACUGGCGGAAGGGGAAGUGGGAGGGCGGGCGACCGCGGGGAAGAUGGCGUACCAGAGUCUGCGGCUGGAGUACCUGCAGAUCCCACCGGUCAGCCGCGCCUACACCACUGCCUGCGUCCUCACCACCGCAGCCGUGCAGUUGGAAUUGAUCACACCUUUUCAGUUGUACUUCAAUCCUGAAUUAAUCUUUAAACACUUUCAAAUAUGGAGAUUAAUCACCAAUUUCUUAUUUUUUGGGCCAGUUGGAUUCAAUUUUUUAUUUAACAUGAUUUUUCUAUACCGUUACUGUCGAAUGCUAGAAGAAGGCUCUUUCCGGGGUCGGACAGCAGACUUUGUAUUUAUGUUCCUUUUUGGUGGAUUCUUAAUGACCCUUUUUGGUUUGUUUGUGAGCUUAGUUUUCUUGGGCCAGGCCUUUACAAUAAUGCUCGUCUACGUGUGGAGCCGAAGAAACCCCUAUGUCCGCAUGAACUUCUUCGGCCUUCUCAACUUCCAGGCCCCCUUUCUGCCCUGGGUGCUCAUGGGGUUUUCCUUGUUGUUGGGGAACUCAAUCAUUGUGGACCUUUUGGGUAUUGCAGUUGGACACAUAUAUUUUUUCUUGGAAGAUGUAUUUCCUAAUCAGCCUGGUGGAAUAAGAAUUCUGAAAACACCAUCUAUCUUGAAAGCUAUUUUUGAUACACCAGAUGAGGAUCCAAAUUACAAUCCACUACCUGAAGAACGGCCAGGAGGCUUCGCCUGGGGUGAGGGCCAGCGCCUCGGAGGUUAAAGCAGCAGUGCCAAUAAUGAGACCCAGCUGGGAAGGACUCAGUGAUACCCAUUGGGAUUCUUUUAUCCUUGGUUGCAAAAGUGUGGAUACUUUUGACAACCUGGCAGAUUUUAACUCCAGAAGCACUUUAUAAAAUGGUACACUGACUAAUCCAGAAGACAUUUCCAGCAGUUUGCCAGUGGUUCCUCACUACAUGGGUACUGAAAGUGUAAUUUCUUGGAGCCAAAAAACUGUAGAAACAAAUAUCCUGCCACCUGUAACAAGUACGUGAGUACUUGAUUUUUAUGGUAUAAGGCAGGGCUUUUUCUUCCUCCUCUUGAUAGAUGAGGCCAUGGUGUAAAUGGAAGUUUCAGAGAGGACAAAAUAAAACUGAAUUCCAUUUUUCUCUCACUGUA